UGGUGACAACCUGCCCUGCCCUGUCCUGGGCGAGGCUUCAACGCAAGACGAGAGGCGAGGAGGCACAGAAAAGCAUCCAACUCCUCUUUCGCGGUUUCUCCUCACCGGCCGCGCCGCCCACCGUCGCCCCGACUCGUCCGGGAGGAGUCCUCCCUCCUCUCCGACGAAUCCCCAAGCAAGGCUUUUUAGCUGAAGAAACAAUCCUGCAACAGAAUGGAGAGCUCCUCAGCUAGGAACAAUGGUACUAUGGAGAAUAACUUGGGUUAUACAAGAAGUGCAUCCAUGGAUUCAGCGGGUCCUCCUUUAGCUGCUAGGUCCAGCUCAAUGUUAAGUAGGAGAAGUAGCAGACAGGCCUCAAGGGGAUCCAUCAGCCUCUCCCGCGAGAUGGGUGACUCCAUACUGAACUCAAUGAGGCAUUCUCUUCAGUCAGCAGAUCAAUUGCUUGGGGAUGUCGAUAGCUCUGUUCUGGCUCAGCUCAUUGAAAGUGGCAGAGUUUUAGCACCCGAAGGUGAUGUUGAUGAGGAUACAGCUAAUACCUCGGAGCAUCAUAAGGUUGGGCCUCUUCCAGAUGAUGCAGAGGUGCCAAAUAAUGGCAAAAGUGUGGCGGCACCUAUAUCUUUAGUAGAAACAAAAGUUGCUAUUUCUAACAUUCCGGCAGAUUCAUGUACCAAGGUUGAACCGUAUAAGCUUUCUCUGAGGCUUGACUAUGCUGCUUACAUGAUCCAUUUAGCUGUCUUCGGAUUUUUGGGGGUAUUCACAAGGUAUGGGCUCCAAAAGCUGUUUGGCCCAGACUGCUUGGCACUCACCUCAGACCAAAGCCCGCUAUACCCUGAUCUUCCAUCUAAUAUGCUUGGAUCUUUCCUGAUGGGCUGGUUUGGGAUAAUCUUCAAGGCUGAUAUAAGGAACAUAUCUGAUCAUCUUAUCAUUGGAAUCACAACUGGCUACAUGGGAAGCCUUACCACUUUCAGUGGGUGGAACCAAAAAAUGGUCGGCUUGUCUUCCAAAGGCCACUGGGUAUAUGCUAUAGCAGGCAUAGUACUAGGAAUGUUCAUUGUCAAUGAGUCCAUCACGGUUGGUGCGGAGACAGGCGAGCGCCUACGGAGUUUGAUCCUGAAAUACAUCAGGGAGAGGAGUUCAAUAGGUCACAAAUAUGUCUGGGAGCACUGGAGGGUAGAUACCAGGACUAAGCAGUCUGUGCUUCUGUCAGUGAUGAUGAUUGUGACGUCUAUCUUAUGGGUUCUGAGCAUUGUGUUGGCUGUAGUAAAGGUUCGCAGUCUUGCUGAUGGUGCCCUACUCUGGAUGGGCUGCUCGGUAGCGCCUCCAGGUGUUUGGCUCCGCUGGUACCUGGCAAGGAUGAAUGGUCAGGGAAUUGGCAAGCACCAAUCCUUCAAAUGGUUGCCCAUUGGGACCCUUGCAGCCAAUGUUCUUGCUGCAGGCAUCAUGGCAGCGCUUGCUGUAACAUCCAAAGCGGUACAUACAAAGCGAUCCACAGCCAUUCUUAGUGGCAUACAGCUUGGCUUCCUUGGUUGCUUGAGCACAGUGUCUACUUUUGCUGCUGAAGUUUACACCAUGAGAAGAAGCGGGCAGAUUGCAAGGGCCUUUGUUUAUGCUGCAUCCACCUUCCUGCUCUCUUUUGUGCUGGGAACUUUAAUAUACUCUGUGCCAGUUUGGGAAAAUCAUUAUGGAUGACGUUUGGCAACUUCAGGAUCCAACAUAUUAGUAGCUGGCUCAAAUACGUAAUGAAACUUUUCAGAACAUGUAAGAUUGUGGGUCACUGUACUUACAAAGAAUCUCAAAACCUAAACAAAAGUACAAGGCAUGAAGCCAAGAGCUUGAAGGCUCAUGGCUACGGGAGAGAAACUGGAUCAAAUAUACAAUUUAGCUGCACAAACGGUGCACAAUAGACUCAAAACCACAAUAUUUACCUGGCUAGGAAAAAAGACUCCAGCUUUACCAGUAGAACUCAUGUAGUGGCCUGGAAUAAUUUUUUACUUGGAGAAUCGAGCAUAUGUAUGUUCAAAAUGUGUACAUCUGGUAUCUGUGAACCGAAUUGUAUCACUAAUGUGUGGUAUCUGGUACAAUAUAUGAUGCGUCCAUUAGUGCACGAUUAACUUCA
Panicum hallii is the source of this 2116-nucleotide messenger RNA. Its product is annotated as fluoride export protein 2. Gene Ontology annotation, biological process: fluoride transmembrane transport. Gene Ontology annotation, cellular component: membrane. Gene Ontology annotation, molecular function: fluoride transmembrane transporter activity. The transcript has 7 exons. Bases 214 to 1689 code for a protein of 491 amino acids. The record is from RefSeq and is a predicted model, not a curated record. Lineage: Eukaryota; Viridiplantae; Streptophyta; Magnoliopsida; Poales; Poaceae.